Messenger RNA from Salvelinus sp. IW2-2015, 4659 nucleotides. RefSeq names its product regulation of nuclear pre-mRNA domain containing 2a (gene rprd2a). Gene Ontology annotation, molecular function: RNA polymerase II complex binding. Lineage: Eukaryota; Metazoa; Chordata; Actinopteri; Salmoniformes; Salmonidae. Gene Ontology annotation, biological process: mRNA 3'-end processing. The record is from RefSeq and is a predicted model, not a curated record.
UCAUUGUUUUAUGUGUGGCUUGGCAGUGCAAGGCCCGAAGAUGGCUGCAGGAUCAGGCGCGUCAAGCGGCCAAAGUCGUGGUUUGCCUGUGGCUCUGGAGUCAACUUUGGACCGACGGUUUCAAGGAGUGUCGAACACAAUGGAAUCAAUUCAAGGACUAUCAAAUUGGUGCAUUGAGAACAAGAAAUACCACAGCCUUAUCGUGCGUUACUGGAUUAAAUGGUUGAGGAAAUCUGAGGCUUCUCAUCGGCUCAAUUUGUUCUACCUCGCCAACGAUGUCAUUCAGAACUGUAAGAGGAGAAAUGCCAUCGUCUACCGUACUGCCUUCGCCGACGUGCUCCCUGAGGCCUUCCAGCUGGUCAAUAAUGUCGGAGACUCUAAGGUGAUGAAGUCGGUGGACAGGAUAUUAACCAUCUGGGAGGAGAGGAGUGUGUACACAGAGCAGCUUAUAGCUGAGCUGAGGUCCAGUCUUGUCAAAGAAGAGUCACCUGCUGCUGUAGAGACGCCUAAAGCUCCAGUCAACCCUAAGGCUGCUCUUCAAUCUAAGAUUGUAGCCGAAUUUGUCCCCCAGGCUUUYAUCGAUCACCUCUCUAAGUACCACAGCUCUGUGGAGGAGGUGUCACUGAAGGAGAAACAGCUGGCAGCCAUGAGGGUGGAUGUUUGCAGCACCGAGGCCCUCAAGAGACUGAAAGAUAAGGCAGGAGGAAAGAGGCACUCCAAGGACUUUGAGGAUGGCAGUGCGAAGUUAAAGGAGUUUGUUUCCUUCCUUGACCGGCAGAUCAAAGGAGGGCCCCCUCUGUUGGAUGUUCUUGGCAACGCAGAUAUUUUCUACGAGAUGCAGUAUAAGGAGGUCAAGAUAGUUGCCAAUGCCUACAAGACGUUUGCCAACCGGGUGUCCCACCUCAAGCGUAAGCUGGACAGCCUCAAGGCCACCUUACCAGACCUGGAUGAGUCGCCCAUUCCCUCGCCCUCGAUGGACGCCCCCUCUCCCAAUGGCUCAGAGUCCCCGUUCCAUGACCUGGCUGACCCAGACUCCGACCUGGAUGGCCUGGCCAUGGAUGAUGAGGCGGACAUCACUUUAGGGGAAGCACCCAGCCCCCUGUCCUCCCCUGGUGGCUCCCCCAAGCAGGGCUUCACCGUAGGGGAGUCAGACAACCGCGACGUGGAGGACAUGGAGCUCUCGGAUGAGGAGGCAGAGAACGUCAGUAUCAUAGUUGAGCAGCGAGUUGAAAGUCCCAUCCCAUCUCCAGUCCCCAUUCCUGUGCCUGUUGUCACACAGCCACCACUGGCCACAGAGGCAAAGUCUGUUCCACAGGCCACACCCUCCCCAGCUCUCGUAACCCCUUUGACCCAUGCAACCAACCUAUCAGUCAACCUCGCCAAUGUGGACCUGGGUAAAAUUAGCUCUAUUCUCAGCAGCAUCACAUCUGUCAUGAAGAAACCAGGAGUGAGUCCAGGUGGUUCUUUGGUCUCCCCCUCUCCAGCCAAGACCAUCCCUCCUGCCCCAGUAACCCCCCAGGUAGCCAGCCCUCUGACCAGCAUCCUGUCCAAAGUGGACAUGACUCCUGAGGAGCUCUUCAGUGCACUGUCCGAAUCCCAGGGGCAGGCCAGCGGGCUACAGGGCCUCUCCACUCGUCUGAACAGUCCAGCGGGAAACCUCUCCUCAAACUCCCCCAGUACAGGCAAGCUCCCUCCCUCUGCCUCCACCCCUACAGUACCCUCUCGAGGCCUUCCUCUCACCUCCUCUACGCUCGAACCAACCCCAUCAGCCCCUGCAGUGGGGAACACCACCGCCGUCCCUCAGGCAGCGUCCCUUCCCCAGUCCACACUGCCUCUAGCCAUCGGCCCUCAUAGAGGGCUGGUCCUGGAGCAGGAGAAGGAAGAAAAGCCUUCCGCUUCCAGCCUGGAGUCCAAGAUUCACAGCUUCCUGCAGGGUAAUCCUGGCUUUAAUGCCUUUAACCUGGGCUUGGCUAGCGUGGCCGUCCAAGCGGGAGGCAGCAACCUCAGUCCCUUAGCGGGUACAGAGACCCAGGGGGGCACUCCGGUACGGGACGAGGCCGGAGGAGGCACCCCCACCCUGGAUGAGAUCAUGGAUACUCCGGGAGGAGCAGAGCCCUUCCUGGCCAAACAAGGUCAGGUCUCUGGGAUUCCUAAACCAGAAGAUGGCAGCCUGUCUCUGUCUCCAACUGCCUGCCAUAACCAAGCCUGGCAGGAUCCCAACAACACUCAUGGCCAUUUAGGACAACAUCCAGGAGUGCCUAAUGGUCAAGGGUACCACCAGUUGCCUUAUGAAGGGAAGGAAGAGAUGCGUGGAAUAGCUCCUUCUCUCAGAGAGUCUGGAUUGGCCCAUUACCAGCCCAUCACGACACAGGUGUCAGCCCCAACCCUUGGGGAGGGGUUACUCAGUAACACACCAGGAGGGCCUCCGGCAGGGCCAAACGCCGACGUGAGUGAAGGAGGAUGGUAUGGUAAUCCCUACCCAGAGGGACAGGCCCUGCAUCCCAGCAACCACAACAUGGCUGCCUCAGGUUCAGGAGAUGGCAAAACCCCCAUGUCAGGACUGUAUGCAUACCAGGGGGAGGGGCAGACGCAGCCCUACCAAACAAGGGAUCCUCAUGCUCUGCCUUUCCAACAGGGGGCCAACCCCUCAAGCUUCCUCAACAGCCCUCUGCCCCCCAUUCCCCAGCUGCCCCCACCGCCCUUCCCUGGGAUACCAGCCCCACCGCAGGACUACCAGGGCCCGCCCGCGUCUGUGAUGGUGCCUGUGGAGGGAACUUCACCAAACCCUGAGAUUGAGGAUGACAGGGCGGGCGUCCGUACAUUGGGUGGUCCGGUGAUUAUCAGUGACCCCUAUCACCCUGAUGACUUUCGCCGUCACCCAGAUGACCUCCACGGCCACUCCGAUCUACUCCGUCAGCCUGACGACCUGCAUCACCUUGACGACUUCCAUCGCCAUCCCGGGGACCUCCGCCGGCACCCUCACGAUCUCUGUUUCCCAGACGAUCGCUAUUAUCAGCCAGACGAUUUCCACCAUCUACCUGUAGACGAUCCUCAUUAUCCUUAUAGAGUCAGAGAGCGCCUCACUCCCCCCCUCUCUCCCUCAGAAGACCCUUACUACUAUAACUACCCUCUACGCAGCCCUUCCCCUCCAUAUGGUCACAGACACCCCCUUCCCCCUCACAUGAACCUGCACCACCCUGACCACAUGCCCCUGCCUCCCCAUCCUCUCCACCUAGCUCGCCAUCCACACCUGAGAGGCCUCCCGCGGGGACCCCCACGCCCACCUCUCCGUAGCCCCAUGUUCAGGGGGAAACGGCCUGGGCCUCCUUUCGGUGGACACCCCAGAGGUGGGGGACCAGGUGGUCCGUUCUUUCCCCCCAAAAGACCACACCUACCUCCACGGUUCUGACUUGUCAGCUGACUUGGUUCACAUCAAAUUAGUGCUUAGUCUACCGGAAUGUCAUUGAGGCAGGCGACGUGACACAUGGAGGGUGGAUAAGAUAUGAGUUGGGGAAAGAAGCUGAAGACUUCAGGUGUACUUUUAAACCAAGAAGGGGAGCGGAGAAGAGAACUGAGGAGGAAGGGGAAUAGAUGAGUACAGUUGAAGGAGAAGUGGAGAAGUGGAGGAGUAAAUUGGGAGGAUCUUAAGGAAUCGAAGAGAGGAUGAGUGAAGACGUAGAUACAUGGAUCUGGAGAAAGAGGGAAUGGAGAGGUCGGCCUGAACAACGGAGACGCAGCGGAAUAAAAGAAGAUAAGAGGUGGAUAUAUAAUUCAGUUUGAUUAUUGUUCUCAUUUGUUUGAGUAUAAAACGUUGCAUUAAAUCUUUAGUUAAUUUCCCCCUCUGAAUUAGCUCUAAGCUUGCAUAUAUGCUUGUGUGCAUGCGUUAGCGUGAGUUACAUCUAAGACUACUGUUCAUUAUUUAAACUGCAUUUUAAGACGUUGUUCUUUUGCAAAGUAGGCUUAAGUGUCAGAGAAAGGUAGUUACUGCUAUGUUUCUCUUGUCGUUUUUCAAUUAAAAGUUGAGGUCUACUUUCCCUUUGCAAAGACCUAACCGAGAUCCCAACACCCGAGAUGAUUGCUCCUACGUUGUCUCUUUUUGUUUACACUACAUUUUAUGUAAGUAGACACAAAGAGAAUGUAAACGUAAUAUUAUGUUCUUCUACAAUAUCCGUUUGUGUAGCUGGGGGACAAUGAUAAAUUCCAUAAAUGUUAUGACUUUGAAUAUUAUUUAUAAUUGUUAACCCUUUACUGGCUGUGUCAUCACUUCUCUCAUUUCUCAGAGAAGGAUGACACCAGCACAGGGGUAAUAGAAUAAAACAGUGCUUUGAGGGGGGGGGGGGUGAUAUUUUUGUUGCCCCUAAACGACAAAGAAGAAAAGUUAAUUUUGGAGCUGGAUCAAGGAACUCCACUUUCCGUCUUCAACUAUCUUUUACUUGUACUGGCUUUAAUAAAAACCUGAGUUUGAAAACCGCAUCGGGAGGUUACUUUCUUUCUCAGUCUUGGGAAAUGCCUCUCGCCUGAGUCAUGUUUGCCUUUAAUUCUUCCACCAUGAUUCCUUCCCAUCACCACUUCCACAAUAACAUUGAUGCCCCUCAGGGUUGUGGUCAAUUCAAGUUGUAAACUGAUGUUCCAAUUCAAUAAAAAAUGCAUUAUUGAGAA